Sesamum indicum (sesame) is the source of this 3447-nucleotide messenger RNA. RefSeq lists its product as uncharacterized. Gene Ontology annotation, biological process: protein phosphorylation. The record is from RefSeq and is a predicted model, not a curated record. Gene Ontology annotation, molecular function: ATP binding; protein kinase activity; protein binding. Lineage: Eukaryota; Viridiplantae; Streptophyta; Magnoliopsida; Lamiales; Pedaliaceae.
CUUCUAAACGAAAACCGUUCUUCAAGUCGAGAUAAGUUCAAAUAGCUCCACUUGAUUCAAGAAACAGUUUUCAGACAACACAGCAUCGCUCUUAUUCAGCAAAAAUGAAUUCCAUCUUUUUGCCUUCAGCUUCUCUUGCCUUGAUAUUCCUCUCUUGUUGUAUGCCCUUGUAUAAAUCCUCCUCCAUACCCACCAUCACUGGAAAUAUGACUGAUAGAAUGGCUUUGGUCACAUUCAAGGCUGGUCUAAUCACGGAUCCACUGCAUGUGACCGAAUCUUGGAACGACUCAACACAUUUUUGCAGUUGGAUUGGCAUAACUUGCAGCCUCAGGCACCAGAGAGUAGUCAAGCUCGACUUGCAUUCCAGCAUGCUGGUCGGCACAUUGGCACCCUCAAUAGGUAAUCUCAGUUUUCUUAGAGAGCUCCAACUCUAUAACAAUGGUUUAACAGGUGAAAUCCCCUCAGAGAUAGGCAAGUUAUCAAGGCUGACAAUAUUAAGCCUUGAAAACAACUCAUUUUCUGGUGAAAUUCCCAGAAACAUAUCAAGGUGCUCGAAACUGAUAAAGCUAGGAGUGGGGGGUAACCAUCUGGUGGGCUCAAUUCCAAUGGAAUUCCAGUCACUGUCUAAUCUUCAGCUUUUUUUCCUCUACCUGAACAACUUGACAGGAGAGUUACCACCUUACCUUGGAAAUAUUACAUCCCUUGUAUCAAUUUCUGUAGGAGGAAAUCAGUUUGUAGGGAAUAUCCCUGAUACUCUUGGUCAUCUCAAGAAUUUGGAGAAUAUUGAGCUUGGCCUGAAUAGGCUCUCUGGCACUUUUCCUCCAUCAUUUUUCAACUUAUCAUCAUUGAAAUAUAUUGAUAUACCAGAGAAUCAAAUUCAUGGGAGCCUUCCAUCUGACAUAUUCGUUGCUCUUCCAAGACUGCAAAAGCUAAACGUAGCGAGAAAUCAACUGACUGGAAACAUUCCUUCCUCAGUAUCAAAUGCAACGGAGCUUCUGUUGUUUGCUAUAAAUAUAAAUGGAUUCAGUGGAGAAGUUCCGUCUUUCAAAGGUUUGCAGAAACUUAAGUGGCUCGCACUCAACAGGAAUCAAAUUGGACGUGGUUUGAAUUUCAUGUCAUCCUUGCUUAACUGUACCCAGUUACGGCUACUGCAUCUGAGUGAAAAUAAUUUUGAAGGACUUUUACCCAAAUUUAUAGGCAAUUUUUCAAACCUAAGGCGGUUCACCGCUGGAAAGAAUCUGCUGCAUGGUAACAUUCCCUCUGAGAUUGGAGAUAUUACGAACUUGGAGACACUGUAUUUGUGGUCAAACCAACUAACAGGUAGUAUCCCUAAUUCUAUUGGAAAACUUCAAAAGCUGAAAAUAUUGUCCCUGCCGCAGAAUAUAUUAUCUGGGAAAAUUCCAUCUUCUUUUGGGAAUCUAACCAUGCUUACUGAAAUGUACCUGCAAGCAAACUACUUGCAGGGUACAAUCCCUUCUGCUCUUGGGAAAUGCCAGUCUUUGUUGGCAGUGGAUAUUUCACAUAAUAAACUUGGUGGUUCUUUACCCAUAGAAUUGUUUACCCUUUCUUCUCUAUCUGAAUUCCUUGACAUCUCAAGCAACUCUUUAGUGGGGUCACUUCCUUCAGAUGCGAGCAGUCUAGAACAUCUAGUUUUACUGAAUCUUUCAAACAACAAGUUGUCUGGUGCUAUUCCAGACAACUUUGGCAGUUUAAUAAGCUUAAGGGAGCUUUACUUGGCGAAUAACUCUUUUUAUGGAAAUAUUUCUCCUUCCUUAAGUUCCUUGAAAAGCCUAGAAGUUCUUAAUCUUUCACAUAAUGACUUCACUGGUGAGAUUCCUGAGUUCUUGGAAAAGUUGCCAUUCUUAAGGAACUUAAACUUGUCUUUCAAUGAUUUUGAGGGUGAAGUACCAACGGAAGGAGUUUUCCGAAAUAGGAGCCAAGUUUCAGUGAAUGGCAAUCCUAGGCUUUGUGGUGGUUUUCCAGAUUUGGAGCUCCCGGUUUGCCCCAAGAGAAAAAUAUCAAAGAAAUCAAGAACAUUUCACUCCCUAUAUCUAAUAAUUUCAAUAUGUAGUUUGACUUUGGUGAUCAUACUGGUUCUGCUGUUUGUGGUUGCUUGCUAUCAGAAGCACAAGAAAAACCUCAAACCUUCAGAAAGUUCAGGUAUAUUUUUCCUUCCAACAAUAUCUUUCCAGAGUCUGUACAAUGCAACUGAUGGCUUCUCCGAAGCAAACUUAAUUGGUUCCGGGAAGUUCAGCUCUGUGUACAGAGGAAUCCUCAAUCAAAAUGAAACUGUAGUUGCUGUGAAAGUACUCAAACUGCAGGUAGAAGGAUCUAGUAAGAGUUUUCUGGCUGAGUGUGAAGCGUUGAGAAAAAUUAGGCACCGCAAUCUGGUCAAAAUUCUAACUUCGUGUUCCAGUUUGGAUUUCCAGGGGAAUGAAUUUAAGGCUCUUGUCUAUGCACUUAUGGAAAAUGGAAGUUUAGAAGAUUGGUUGCAUCAGGACGAAAAAAUAGGUGGACUAGAACAGGGACAGAGGCAGCAUUUAACCCUGAUACAAAGAUUGAACAUUGCAAUUGAUGUGGCAAGUGCACUGGAUUAUCUUCAUCACAACUGUGGAACUCCAUUGGUGCACCGUGACAUCAAACCGAGCAACAUUCUUUUGGAUGGUGAAUUUGUAGCUCAUGUGAGUGACUUUGGCUUGGCCAAGUUUAUGCAAGAGGCUACUCAGUCAUUGUCUAGCAGCCAAUACAACAGUUCUGGGGGAAUUAAGGGUACUAUUGGAUAUGCUGCUCCAGAAUAUGGUAUGGGAAGAGAGUCAUCUACUUAUGGGGAUGUCUACAGCUACGGAAUCCUUUUGCUAGAGUUGUUUACAGGAAAAAGUCCCACAGAUGAUGCUUUCAUAAAUGGGCUGACUAUCCACAGUUUUGCUAAAAUGGCAAUACCAAAACGUGUUAUGGAGAUUGUUGAUCCGAAACUUGUUUAUGAUAAAACAACUGAUUUCUCUCUACACCAAAUUGAGGAGUGCCUUAUUUCAGUUUUGCAGAUUGGUAUUUCGUGUUCCACGGAAUUUCCAGGAGAAAGAAUGGACAUCAGCAGGAUCAUCAGUCAACUCUACUCAACUAGAAAUGCCCUUUUGAGAACUCGACUAGUGUCUCAAAGAGUUGGCUCACUGGAUUUCAGAUCAGAGUUUUAAAUUCUGAAGUUAUCCACACCAGGAUCACGUAUUGUCGUUGCAACUGUCCCAUUCCUGUGUUGAUCAAAGAAUGAUUUUCCUCUUCUUGUCAGAAAGAAAAACAUUUAGAAGCCAAGAUUUUAGUGUUGGAAUGAAUAUUAUACAGAAGAUGGCCUUUGUUCAGAUCGACAUGGAGAGUUCACUCGUAAAUAUUAGGUUAAAAGCUUCGGAAUGUGCUCAAACUUGACCUAUUUUUAUUAGGUUAGUUCAAUAUUAU